AUGGAAGCCUCUGCAACAAUGCUCCCACUCUCUCAGGUCCACCGUUUCUUCCCACAUAAACCCAACAGAAGCAAAUUAGCUUGUCCUCCUUGUGGGCCAUCCAAACCAAGAAGAACCUCUCUGCCCAGUCGUCUACACUGCCAAAAGAUGUAUGUCCCUGGAUUUGGAGAAGCGUCGCCAGAAGCAAAAGCAGCCAACAACCUCCAUAGUUUCUUCACUUACAUUGCAGUUAGGAUUGUCACUGCACAGCUUGAGAGUUACAACCCCGAGGCAUAUGAAGAGAUGAUGGAAUUUUUGAGUAGAAACUCGUUGAACGAUGGAGACCAAUUCUGUGCCAACUUGAUGCGUGAAUCUUCCAGGCAUAACGCUCUUGCUUUGCGCAUCUUAGAGGUUCGAUCGGCAUAUUGUAAAAAUGAUUUCGAGUGGGACAACUUAAAGCGAUUAGCUUUCAAGAUGGUGGAUGAAUCCAACACGAGACUCAUGAGGGAUUAUGUCUUGGAAAUAAGUCAUGUGGAAGGUGAAGGGAAGUGA
Molecule: messenger RNA, 531 nt
Organism: Prunus armeniaca (apricot)
Lineage: Eukaryota; Viridiplantae; Streptophyta; Magnoliopsida; Rosales; Rosaceae
Source: the annotation of a GenBank genome assembly